Messenger RNA from Zonotrichia albicollis (white-throated sparrow), 428 nucleotides. RefSeq names its product histone H2B 8. Lineage: Eukaryota; Metazoa; Chordata; Aves; Passeriformes; Passerellidae. Gene Ontology annotation, cellular component: nucleosome. The record is from RefSeq and is a predicted model, not a curated record. Gene Ontology annotation, molecular function: structural constituent of chromatin; protein heterodimerization activity; DNA binding.
AUGCUCGUCACUCAUCGCGGUGUCCUCCAGCGGAUCCAUCGUCACCGGCUGAGGAUUAGGGAAAGGAAAAGGACUCGGGGCUACUCCAUCUACGUGUACAAGGUGCUGAAGCAGGUGCACCCCGACACGGGCAUCUCGUCCAAGGCCAUGGGCAUCAUGAACUCCUUCGUCAACGACAUCUUCGAGCGCAUCGCGGGCGAGGCCUCGCGCCUGGCGCACUACAACAAGCGCUCCACCAUCACCUCGCGGGAGAUCCAGACGGCCGUGCGCCUGCUGCUGCCCGGCGAGCUGGCCAAGCACGCCGUGUCCGAGGGCACCAAGGCUGUCACCAAGUACACCAGCUCCAAGUAGGGCGCCUCGGACCGUCACUCUCAACCUAAAGGCUCUUUUCAGAGCCACCCAUAUAUUCAGUAAAAGAGUCGAUCACA